CUACAUCCGUGGGGUUAAAUUAAAAUUUGUGGAAGGUAUUGCCCCUUUUACUUUACUUCUUAGGAUGUACAUACAACAAACCUUUUAUUAAAAAGAAGUACGAACUACGAUGUACGACUUUUCGUGGUGACGGAACAUUGACGGUAUAUUACAGUACCUUUAGACCUUUAUCAGAUUCUUUCCAUGACUACUCGAUCGUAUAAAGCAAAACCUUGCAAUCGGCUUGUCAAAGUUCAUUUCAUCGGGUUUUAGAUGGCAGAGAAAGACUGUAUAGUCUGAAAUCUACAGGUACUCUGUAUAUGCCGAAGGCGUAUAACACCGGCAAGAUUGUUUACGAAUAUCCCUUACGAGUUGGACCACAAUUCCGGAAUACUUUGUCUACUUUACAUGCAAUUGAAUCGGGUUUCACUUUAUAACAAACUUUGUGAAGGUCAAGAACGUUCAUUGUACUACUACCUAGAAGUACGUAAUGGAUCCCCACGAGAAAUUUAUGAAUGCCGCAAUCGAAGAAGCCGAGAAUGGGAAGAAGGAGAAUGGAAUACCUAUUGGAUCGGUACUGGUUCGGGAAGGGAAGAUCAUCGGACGGGGUCAUAAUCAGCGUGUACAAAAAGGCAGCGUUGUACUUCACGCCGAAAUGGAUGCCCUAGAAAACGCCGGACGAGGAGUACCGUACGAAGAAUGCGUGUUGUAUACGACUUUGUCUCCCUGCGCCAUGUGUAGUGGAGCUAUUCUGUUUUAUAACAUUAAGCACGUUGUUAUUGGUGAAAACAAGUCGUUUAUGGGAGAGGAAGAUUUGCUGAAACAACGUGGUGUUAAACUGGAAGUUCUAAACAAUGUGCGCUGUACGGAGCUGAUGAACACAUUUAUCAACGAACAUCCCAGUCUGUGGUACGAGGACGGAAGAGAUGAUAGUAAUAAAUGAUUAUUAUACCGAAGUUUUUUACAGAUAAGCUUUUUUAAAACCAAUUACAUUACUUCCAGCGAAGCGUGUACAGUUCGAGUUGUAAUAAUUCAGAUGAUUGUCUACUGUUUGUGAGGGACUCAUCGGGUUCGGAAGAUAGUGCGAUCAU
Molecule: messenger RNA, 1070 nt
Organism: Paramacrobiotus metropolitanus
Lineage: Eukaryota; Metazoa; Tardigrada; Eutardigrada; Parachela; Macrobiotidae
Exons: 1
Coding region: 470-922 (150 amino acids)
Molecular function (GO): diaminohydroxyphosphoribosylaminopyrimidine deaminase activity; zinc ion binding
Source: RefSeq, a predicted model, not a curated record